AAGAUGGCGGCCAAAAUGGCGGCAUUUAUGUGUAGAAAUUGUAGCAGACUUUGGGGAUCAUUUGCACCCGUUUCUCUCACCCAGAGAUUUGUGUUUGGGCGAUUUCUCGCACAGAGGUAGGUCAAGUUAUAAAUGAUAAAUGCAAAACACUAAAGCCCUGGAAGACAGGACUCACCCUAACCUGUCCUGACCCACACCGCAUUGCUGGGUUACCUCGGUGUAAGAAGCGGUGAACUUUUUCUUUGUUUUUUACCUCUUGUUUUUCUAGGUUUUAUUGUGUUGACUUCUUUGUUUUCUUUGCUUUACGUCACCGGUGAGUUUAAAAGGUUCUUACACCAAGGAUAAGUCGCACUGCUCAAGUCAGUACCCCAUUUUAUCACUAAAAUUGUACAGUAAGUUCUCUCCCGUGACAACAUCGUGAUGCAAAUGCGGAGUGGAGAAAGGUUCUAAAUGUAAACCUUUGAAAGGAAAUAACUAGAGAUGCAUGUACGAUGUACGUCCAGUACUCAUAACAGCAAGAUCCCCCCCGGUGUGGGGUGGGGGGGUGACUCGGGAAUUCUUGUUGGGGUUGUGCGGCCUAAAUCCUGACCCUAUUUCAGACCAAAAAAUUUAUUUUUCAACACCUGUUUUUAGAAAUCGCCUCUUGAUACCUGUCACCUUUUUUUGAGUGACGUUUUCUGUCCAAGGGGUGUUAGGAUUUUUAGGGGGACCCGGAAGUGAAAGGAGACCCCAAAGGAAAAAUCACUAAUAGAAGAAUCCACAUAUUAAAGAUACAAUGAUUUGCUUUAUUCUGAAUUUUGCUCUCUACAAACAAGUUUUCUAUAUGUACAUGUAUUAGGUGCCCGCAGAUUGUGCCACAGUGUUAUUGCAUUCCAUCACUUUCAGAACUUUCUUUGCUACGGUACUAAAUAUUAUCUUUAGGCAUCAUUCUGGUUGAGUUUUUGGGGUUGAUAUUUUUCAAAAUCGAAAAGAUUCUGUGAUUUCAAUCUACAUUUCACUGACCAGUCUUUUUGAUAAUAUUCUUUAGGUAUCUAUGCAGCACUGCAGCAGAGUUUAAAGAGACACCAGAAUCCACUGAAGCAAUGAAAUAUAAUGAAACAACAUGUACUGCAAACAAAAAUGCUGAUCCUGCGUUACCACAUAUGCUUCAAAGAAAAGGUAUGGGAACUCCGGUCAUUGAAGAAAAUAAAGAAGGUAAGGAUGUGACAAAAUAUUGUUCAUGCAUGAGAGAUUUUCUUUAAAAUUCCCUUAAAGGAGCUGUGUCAUGAAAUUCAGCCAAAUUAGGUAAUUACAAAAUCCCUGUUAAAUUAAGAAAAAUGUGAAAAUAACUGCUUAAAACGUUAAAGGAAAGUUAAAAUAACACAACAGAUACAACAGAUGCCACGGAUGGGCAAAACUGAAGAAGAUUGAAACGGAUUGUAAUUAGGGCUUUUGAAAACUGUUCAGCCUAACAGUUUUUCAAAGUUGAUCUCUGCUGUUUGCAACUUCAAAAAUAAUGCUCAGGAGACAUAUUUGUUUGUCUUGAAUCUCUGAUUUUGUCAUUUCCUUGUAAUUUCUUUGCUCACUUUAAGUUCCAUAGCGAUUGAGGGCAAGUAAUUGGCAAAAUAAAACAAAAUGAACUGGACUGCCAUGACACAGCCCCUUUAAAGACGGUUGCUCCAUGUACAGUUAAAUCUCUUGUAUGGGAGCACCUGAAAUCUCAAGAUCACGUGGUCACCUUUGGGAGAUGGUAACUUACAGAAUUAGCAAGCGGAAACAGCCAUCAUUUCACGACAAUACCACCACCGGUUUGUCUACAAGAUGAAGUCUGAGGAAUGAGUGCAGAAAUUCCAUACUGAUGACCACAUUACCUAGAUGGAACUAGUGCUUCUAAUUGGUUGAAGCAAUCUUGCUACAUUGUACGUCCAAUGAGGAGCACUAUCCAGAUCUGUGUAGUGUUACAUUAUUAGUAUGAAUUUCUGCGUUUGUUCCUCAGAUGUCAGUUCAUGGGGAAAUACUACUGAGAUCUUUAAAGAAAUCAUGAGUGACCAUGUGUUUUUCAUUGAUAGUAGUGAUUAUCAAAUUAUUAGAAAUAGGAACUUGAGAUAAUACUUACAGUGCAACCGGAAAAACCGUGAACACUUGAAAUAUUUCAGAAAUGUUUACUGUGUUAUGACCAAUCACAGCAAAGACGAGAAAAUGUAAACUAGCCACAAAACCACAAACUAAUUAACAUUUUAGCUUGCAGUCUAGUUUUCUUGUAACACAAUAACAUUCCAGAAAUAUUUCUGGUGUUCAUGGUUUUCCCUGUUUGGCUGUAAAAGAGUUGAAAUGAAUGAGUUGAAGUUGAAACUAAGUUUCUACAACUUUAUUUUUAUGGUGUGGAAAAGGUUUGCAUAGUAACAGAAGAGACAUCAACGUUUGUGGGUUCAAUCCCCCUUUAUUGGUCAGGCCAUAAGACAAUUCAAGGCCUGAAAUUUUCAAGACAUAAGACAAUUUUAAAGGGUUGAAAGAUCUUUAGUUCAGUGAUAUGAUUUGCCACACCCAUAAUUCGAAUGUAACAAGACAGAUGAUCAUAACAAAAUGAUAAUAGAUCUGACAUUUCGAGGGCAAAAGUUUUCCUCAUUGCUGUGCCUUAAUUUGACAAUGUAUUGCCUCCAGUCCACCCUGAAGUUGCAGAAAUCCUACGGAAGUCUAAACCGCAAAAGGUUGGAGAUAAAUGGCAUAAGCCCAAGAUCAGUGCUAGAAGAUUGGCAGAUUUGAGUAAACAAUAUAUGGCUAAAGGUUAUUACUGGCCUGAGAAACCCAUGGUGGAUAGGGGUCUGGACAGAAUGCCGAAAGGACAUAAGUACGAGAAAAGAAAGGAAGAAAGGUGUGUGACUAUUUUGUCAUUUUACAUAUAAAGCCUUUAUUCCUGUCACUCCCGGAGCUUAUCAUCAAAACCUAUAAUGUAGUUCUCACUUUUGAAUCUGUACAAAACUAAGAGAUGUGACCAUUCAAAUGAAACCUCUUCAGCAGUACCUUUUAGUUUCUAGCUUGGUACCACUUGAGGGUUUUAUGCACUUUCACUGUUUUGGCUUUAGAGUCUGAAGGUGAAAUCCUAUGGAACAUGUAUAACAACUCAAAUGAAACUUCUUCAGUAGUUACUACGUUCAUGCGAUACUAUUCAUCUGUAAAGUAAAAAUUGAGACUUGUGGCCGUCUUAGGAGUGAAAAGUUCAGCCAGGCUAUCCUUUACGCAGUUUUACCUUGGUGGUUUGACCCCAGUUUUCAUUCCAAAAUUUAAAAACAGAUGGACUCAGCUGAACAUCAAAAGUAAAUUAGCUUCUUGCUGUUUGCCAUAAUUACUAUACCCUAACUUCCUUUAGCCUGCAUUUCAGGUGCUUUCUUUGGGUGCGCAAAUAACUGCCGUGUUAGAUUCGAAAAAAGUGUUGAGUAGUUUGGGCAAGUCAAAGGGAUGGUGUAAUCCUUCUUAGUGAUAAAAUAAAAAAUGCACCCACUCAUUAUGAACAUAAACAAGCAGCUCUCACCCACUCAAGAAUUAUGCCUGCAGGCUAAAGCUGCUUGGAAACUCUACCCCAGAUUCACAGGGGCUAGCAGCACCCCACACACCUAGCCUGUGCUUAGGCUUAAUUCUCGCUAUCCCCCGAGUGUGGUCUUUGAUGCUCCCUGAAGAGGCGAUGAGGGGAUUUCGGGGGGUUGAUGACUUGCCCAAACAGUGGCUGGUAAUCAAGUGCAGCCUGUGGCAGGCUCUCCAUUUUGGUGGGAGGGGACUAAAAUUGGCGAGGGAAAAAAUAGAAGAGGGUAAGUGGGGGAUUGAGGAUAGCCCUUGCUCGCCUAUUUCCCACCCCCUCCCCCCCCCCCUUCCAUUUUCACCACCUAAUGCAGAGGUUCUAAUAUUGACCUUUCUACUGACAACAUUUCAGGUUGGCUAAGAUUGAGGAGAACAUGAAGAACAUGCCGAAAAUUAUUGAGGAUUAUCGUAAAAGGAUGCAUGAGCUCAGGGCAAAACGAAAAGAAGAAAAAGAGCAAGCAAAACUUAAAGCACUUGAGGCACAAAGACUUGGACUUAACUUACGUGAUCCACGAGCUUUGCAGAUAUUAGGUGGACAGGAGAAGAAAUCUAAUAAGAAAAAGUUCCAAAAAAAGACGUGAUAAAAAGCGAAUUUCGUUAUUCUAGUAAAAAAGUUGUGGUUGUUUUCCUUUUGAAAAGUGCACUGUGAUCAUUUGCGAAAACGCCAUCUGCUCCACGAGUGCCUGAAAUUUAGUCCAAGAAUAAAGGAAACUCAUGUGAAAUACGUGCAGGCUAGAGUGUGCAGCAUUAAAACAAAAUUUACAAUAAAUAGAAAACAAUUAC
Molecule: messenger RNA, 4335 nt
Organism: Porites lobata
Lineage: Eukaryota; Metazoa; Cnidaria; Anthozoa; Scleractinia; Poritidae
Source: the annotation of a GenBank genome assembly